This is a messenger RNA of Penicillium antarcticum, 675 nucleotides long. RefSeq names its product NOPCHAP1/New4 family protein. Gene Ontology annotation, biological process: box C/D snoRNP assembly. The record is from RefSeq and is a predicted model, not a curated record. NCBI's taxonomy places the organism in Eukaryota, Fungi, Ascomycota, Eurotiomycetes, Eurotiales, Aspergillaceae. The transcript has 2 exons. Bases 1 to 675 code for a protein of 224 amino acids.
AUGCAAAAAGAAACACAAAAACCGGAGGCAGCAAAGAGCCAAGUGUCCAACAAGCCCUCACAAACAAUGAACCUAACAGACCGCACGGCCCGCCGUCAACACGCCUCAUACCCACCCUCAGACUCAGACCCAACCUCCUCCUCAGGCUCCUCAGAAGAAGACUUCAGCGAAAGCGAAAGCGAAAAGGAGGACGAGCACCACUCCGACCAGGAUAUGCGCGACGAACAAAGAACCACAGCGGCAAACCCAACCGAUCCCUCCUCGUCACUACCGCAUAUUGGCGGCCGGCCCAAACCGCGCAUACACCGCAUGAAGGGUGACUCGGAGCUGUUAUCGCGACUUAGUGCUUUCUUGCCGCAGAUGAAGACCGCAAAUGAGGAUUUGCAGAGGGAGAUAGAGGCUGGGAGGGUUGGGGAUCUUGUUCUUGAUAAUGCUGAUGAGGGCGGAGAGCAGUAUAUUGAGAUGGAUCUCGGUCUUGGUGUCCUAGAAGAAAAGAAGGACGGCGAUUCGUCUAGUGAGGACGAUGAUGAUAAGGAAGAGUCGAAGACGGGUUCUGCGGCUACUGGGAACACUUCCCAAGACUUGAAGGAUUCUGAUAUCAUUGGGAAGCUUAUGGGAGGCAAGGGCAAGAAGGCCGAGGCCGAUAAACCGUCUAUUGAGGAGAUGGCGGAAUAA